Messenger RNA from Daldinia caldariorum, 1470 nucleotides. RefSeq names its product P-loop containing nucleoside triphosphate hydrolase protein. Bases 1 to 1470 code for a protein of 489 amino acids. Gene Ontology annotation, molecular function: ATP hydrolysis activity; microtubule motor activity; microtubule binding. Gene Ontology annotation, cellular component: microtubule; kinesin complex. Gene Ontology annotation, biological process: microtubule-based movement. The transcript has 3 exons. NCBI's taxonomy places the organism in Eukaryota, Fungi, Ascomycota, Sordariomycetes, Xylariales, Hypoxylaceae. The record is from RefSeq and is a predicted model, not a curated record.
AUGGAUCCCACAACCGCGGAAGAGAGGCUCCAAAAAACGGAGGAACGACCCAAAAAUCUCGAGAAGAUUGCUCUGAUUGGUAUCGAAGCCCAGGCAACAGCAACGGAGAUAAGUGGCGAGGAAUUCAAAAAAGCUAAAGAGUUGGUACUAGAGAUCUUGGAGGAGAAUCAGGAGAUCACUUACGACAUUGAAAGCUCUACCGCGGUGGAUAAUGCUCAGCUUGAAGAAAUCCUGGCUCAACUAAAUAGUGAGAGGGAGAAGAAUAGCGAACUUCAAAUCUCAUUAGAGGAUUCAAGAAAGGUGGUCCAAACCCUCACUACAACCAUUCGAGAUAUCCAAGGUAACAUUAGGGUUUUAUGUAGGAUCCGACCUGCGACAAAGAACACCCCCGCAGAAGAUGUUGUAGACUUUGGUCCAGAACUGAAAAGCGAUUAUUCCCAGUACUGGGGGAGAAUGGCCAUUCCAACUACGAGAAAAAAUGUUACGGGGGCCGUAAUCCCGGAUAAGCCAAAAGAAUACCAUUUCGAGCGUGUCUUCAGCACGUCGGAUACCAACGAAGACGUAUUCAAUCAUAUCAGCGACCUAGUUGUGUCUUCCAUGGAAGGCAAUAGGGUUGUGAUGCUUGCUUACGGACAAACUGGUUCUGGAAAGACGUUCACUCUUACUCACAAAGGUGUGGACUCUAAAGAAGACGGAGUAAUCCCAAGAGCCUUAGCUUUGAUGUUCGAGACCUACGGCCAAUCAACAGGGGAUGUUGACCAUUCCAUCGAGGUAAGUAUCCAGGAGCUUUACUUGAACAAGAUAUAUGACCUCCUACAAGUAGCCGAGACGGAAAACAGGGAAGAGGGCAUCAUCCAUGCAAAUACCUCUAAGAAAGUGCCACUAUAUUCCUUCGAGCAGGCCCUGUUAUCAAUCGAGGACGCCAUGAGUUACCGGGAAGUGUCGUCGACCGGCAAGAACGAAACUGAAAGCGGCAUUCUUAGCGUUGUCGACCUCGCGGGAAGCGAGAGGCCCAACGAGAUGCAAUUGGUCGGUAAUCUUCGCGACGAAGGGAUCGGAAUCAACCAGUCAUUAAUGAGCUUGAUUAAGCUUAUCCAUUCUAUUGGCGCUGGGAUUAAUCCCACGUACGAUACGCAGCUCGUAAAGGUCCUGAGGCCUUUCAUCGUCCCGGAGUCAAAGGUGGUCAUGUUUGUCAUGAUCAGCCCUCUGAAAACCGACCUACAUGUCUCUUUUCAGACCCUCGAGAAGGGACAGGAAGCUUCGAAGGUAAAGAUGAGCUCGGUCGGCAAAUCCCAGGGCCCCUCUCCGAGUCCCAGACCCCGGCCGGGGCCAUCUCCGCGACCUGUAACUCCCACCCCGUCCAAUUCUUCUGGGAGAGGAACGUCCCCAUCAAGAGGCAAUAAGACACCUGUGCGAGGCGGGCAGUCUUCAAGGACCAAUUCCCCGUUGAGGGGUCAUGGCCGGAAUUAG